Molecule: messenger RNA, 2748 nt
Organism: Sabethes cyaneus
Lineage: Eukaryota; Metazoa; Arthropoda; Insecta; Diptera; Culicidae
Gene: RluA-2
Product: pseudouridylate synthase RPUSD2
Exons: 11
Coding region: 227-2077 (616 amino acids)
Biological process (GO): pseudouridine synthesis
Molecular function (GO): pseudouridine synthase activity; RNA binding
Source: RefSeq, a predicted model, not a curated record
GUUUUCGACGGUUUUAUUGUGGUUUUACACGGUUGAGAAACAGUGAAAUUCGGUUUCCGAGUGCCCGUGAAGUUUAAUUUAUCUGUAGACGCAGUAAAUUUGGCUACACAAGAGCAAAUACCCACCAAUUUAGUGCUUAUUAGCAGUGCGGUAGUGCAGUGAUCAGUUUCUGGUUAACAGUUUUAAUCAAGUUUUUGUGAUUGUGAGUGAAGCAAUUUGAUCAAUAAUGCAAAAUCAGUGCCCUGAGAUGGAACUGGUGGCCGGCGGAAGUGUGGAGCAGUCCAAUGCUAAUGUUGCCAAUGCUGCAGCAGGAGCAGCAGAAGCAGCAGAAGCAACAACGGGGCAACCGUUGUAUCGCAAUGUUAAUAGCCAGCAUGGUGAUUAUCGUAGUGUCGACGAGGAGAAUAUUGUGGUGCUUCGCAAGUGUUUCUCACCCCAGCCAGAGGCGCUCAAGGAUGGUGAGGAGGAACCGCAGGUUCUCUGGUUCGAGGAAUUUAUUCCGCCAGCCGAUUUACAGAUCAUUAUGUCCGAAAAAGACAAAACCAAGCUGGUCUCGACCGAAAAGCGAAAGGCCGACGAAUGCGAACCGGUGAAAGAUCUCAAAAAGGCAAAACUGGAAACCAAAGCGUUGAAAGCCAAACGGCCUGGAUUCACGGACGAACGGUACCACGAGACGUCUUACUACAUCGAAAAUGGCCUACGUAAAGUGUAUCCUUACUACUUUACUUUCACCACGUUCACCAAGGGCCGCUGGGUGGGCGAGAAAAUUCUGGAUGUGUUCGCCCGCGAGUUUCGGGCCCAUCCGGCCGAGGAGUACGAACGGUGCAUCAAGGCCGGAACGCUGACUGUGAACUACGAAAAAGUGCCAACAGACUAUAGGUUAAAGCAUAACGAUCUCCUGGCUAAUAUCGUGCACAGACAUGAAGUUCCAGUUACUAGUCAACCAAUCACAAUAGUGCACAUGGACGACGAUAUUGUGGUUGUGAAUAAACCAGCAUCUAUACCAGUCCAUCCGUGCGGUCGCUACCGCCACAACACGGUGGUGUUCAUUCUGGCCAAGGAGUACAACCUGAAGAACCUGCGAACGAUCCACCGGCUGGACCGGCUGACUUCGGGUCUGCUGCUGUUCGGGCGGAGUCCGAAGAAGGCCCGCCAAAUGGAGCACCAGAUACGGAACCGGCAGGUCCAGAAGGAGUACAUCUGCCGGGUCGAGGGCGAGUUUCCCGACGGCAUCAUCGAGUGCAAGGAACCGAUCGAGGUGGUCAGCUACAAAAUCGGUGUGUGCAAGGUAUCACCGAAGGGUAAAGAAUGCACCACCGUCUUCCAGAAGCUGGGCUUCAACGGUAACAGCAGCGUGGUCCUGUGCAAACCACGAACCGGUCGGAUGCAUCAGAUUCGUGUACAUCUGCAAUAUCUCGGUUUUCCGGUAGUGAACGAUCCACUAUAUAAUCAUGAAGUGUUCGGUCCGGCCAAAGGACGAGGCGGUGACAUCGGCGGCAAAAGCGAUGAACAGCUGGUGAAGGAUCUGAUCAACAUUCACAAUGCAGAAAAUUGGCUUGGAAUCGAUGGCGAUUCGGAACUUUCGAUGUUCAAACCAAUGAAGAAUGACUUAGAUGACGGAAAAGGUCCAAUCCUAAGUGACGAUGACUCGGAAAGUGUUUCCCGUGAAGCUUCACCCUGCUCGGAAAGUCCACGUCCAGUUUCGCUGGGUAGCGAGAGCCCGAACGAGAACAUGUGCGCCUCGAUUCUGGCACCCAACUCGUUGAAUGUCGUCGGAAGUGCCAACACCGGCAGUAGCAACAGCAGCAGUUCCGCCACUCUCAACACGAGACUGCAGUCGCAAAAGGUCACCGUUGCAACCCAAACCGGGCACGAAUCGCCCGAUUUGGCCUUUAAUCCGGAUAAGAUGACCACGGACAAGCACUGCUACGAGUGCAAGGUUCGCUACAGGGAUCCCAAACCGCAGGAUCUGGUUAUGUACUUACACGCCUGGAAGUACAAGGGACCCGGAUGGGAAUAUGAAACCGAACUGCCAGACUGGGCUCGCGUAGAUUGGCCCGAGAAUGACUUCGAAUGAAUGACGUCCGGUUGCCUGCUGGAUUACAUGCUGGAAAUACAUUAGCAUGCAGGUUCCGUCAGUCAGCAGGCCGGCGGCGGCGGCGAGGUGAGCUGAUCUCACCCAAGUAAGCAGCAAAACAAGCAAACAAAAAAAAAAUAUUAAAGAAAAAAAAUUCUGUGACCAAAUAGCUAACUGUGUGUGAUUCGAUCCAGUGUUCCGGAAACCGAGAAGAGAAAAAUGAUGAAAAAAGACAACUAGACGGUAGCCAGAGCAUUCGUAGUUUGGCGACCAAGUGUUAAGUAAUGAAAAUUGAUUAUGCAAACCUUCGAUUUCGGCGUGGGUGGACGAACACGCCGCUUACAUAGUAGAGGAAGGUUGAAGACAAAUUUCAAAUUCUUUAGCGCAAAAGAAGGAGGCGACAUUAGGGCAAGCGUAGUUUCUAAGUUUUAUAGUAUUUAACUGCAGCAGAAAACGUUAUUGCAUAGAGGAAAUUUUGAGCAACAAGCGAUAAGAUAUUCAUGGUAUGGAAGAUGAUGCGAGAAAAGGAUAAAGAGACAAACGCUUCGUUUUUAUAAGCAUACAGUUUUGAUAGCUAAAGAGAUCUAAUCGCAUCAGUUUUAAUGGCUGAGCAGAUACGGUAGAGAUUAUGCACAUUUAUGCUGUGCAGAAAAUAACAAAGCUAGAUAUAC